Molecule: messenger RNA, 4027 nt
Organism: Anas platyrhynchos (mallard)
Lineage: Eukaryota; Metazoa; Chordata; Aves; Anseriformes; Anatidae
Gene: GPD1L
Product: glycerol-3-phosphate dehydrogenase 1 like
Biological process (GO): carbohydrate metabolic process; glycerol-3-phosphate catabolic process
Cellular component (GO): cytosol
Molecular function (GO): NAD binding; oxidoreductase activity, acting on the CH-OH group of donors, NAD or NADP as acceptor; protein homodimerization activity
Source: RefSeq, a predicted model, not a curated record
AGGCGAGGAGGGAGGUGAAAGCGAGCCCCUGACGGCGGAGGCGGGCAGCAGGCGGGCGGCUGCCUUCAGCGAGCUCCUGGCCGCGGCCAUCGGCGGGGCGCGGGCAUGGCGCUGCCGGGGGCGCCCCUCAAGGUGUGCAUCGUGGGCUCGGGCAACUGGGGUUCUGCGGUUGCCAAAAUAAUAGGCAAUAAUGUUAAAAAAUUACAGAAGUUUGCUUCCACAGUGAAGAUGUGGGUCUUCGAGGAGAAUAUUAAUGGGAGAAAACUGACAGAGAUAAUAAAUAACGAACAUGAAAAUGUAAAAUACCUUCCCGGGUACAAGCUGCCAGAUAACGUGGUUGCCAUCCCAAACCUUAAUGAAGCUGUACAGGAUGCAGACUUGCUGGUUUUUGUCAUUCCUCAUCAGUUCAUUCAUAAGGUCUGCGACGAAAUCACAGGACGAGUACCCAAGAAAGCUCUCGGUAUAACUCUGAUAAAGGGAAUAGAUGAAGGCCCGGAGGGACUCAAACUGAUCUCUGACAUUAUUCGAGAGAAGAUGGGAAUAGACAUCAGUGUGCUGAUGGGAGCUAACAUUGCCAAUGAGGUGGCAGCAGAGAAAUUCUGUGAAACCACAAUAGGCAGCAAAAUCUUGGAAAAUGGCCUUCUCUUCAAAGAACUCCUGCAGACCCCAAACUUCCGAAUAACAGUGGUAGAUGAUGCAGAUACUGUUGAGCUUUGUGGUGCUCUGAAGAAUAUAGUGGCAGUAGGAGCUGGGUUUUGUGAUGGCCUUCGUUGUGGUGACAAUACCAAAGCUGCUGUUAUUCGCCUCGGCCUGAUGGAGAUGAUUGCCUUUGCCAGGAUUUUUUGCAAAGGACAGGUGUCUACUGCCACUUUCCUGGAGAGCUGUGGAGUUGCUGAUCUCAUCACAACGUGUUAUGGUGGCCGGAAUCGACGUGUAGCAGAAGCAUUUGUUAAAACUGGGAAGUCUAUUGAAGAAUUGGAGCAAGAAAUGUUGAACGGUCAGAAACUGCAAGGACCACAGACUUCUGCAGAAGUGUAUCGCAUCCUCAAGCAGAAGGGAAUGCUGGAAAAGUUUCCACUAUUCACUGCUGUAUAUCAAAUCUGCUACGAAGGGAAGCCUGUCAAGGAGAUGAUAUCCUGCCUUCAGAGUCAUCCAGAGCACAUAUAAAAGCAAUCAGGCCAUUCUCCUCGUGCAGCUUUUUGCCUUUCAGAUUUGUAUUCGGGUUCAAGUGGAUGCAUCAUUAAGCUUCCUACAAAGCUGCUCACUAGGCAACAGAACCAACAUGAAUGUCUCUGAAUGGAUAUUGGUUUUUGUUUUACAGCCUAGUUUGACAUAGCAUGCAGUGUUGUUGGCUUGGUGACUGUCGUUUUGCUGGCUAAAAUACAGCUGAUUUCGAGAUGCGCAAUGCAAAAGUUGCACUACGUAUAUAGUCUACGUACAGAAGUGUUCUUGGUGUGUGUUCCUGCAGUAUAAAACACGAUGUUUUGGUGUCUCUCAUUAAGGCCUAGUCCAAAAUCCACUGGACACUAUGGGAGGAGUCCCACUGGUUUUCAUGGCUUUCAUGAAUCAAGCCUUUAACCUUGAAAUAUUCAGAGUCUUUGUAUUAGAACUUGAUUUAUUUCAUCAUACACAUUGAGAUUUUAAUGUUUUGCGUGUUUGUAUUAAUUUAAGCAAUAUUAAUGCAAAAGAAGUGGUAACAGUUAUUCAGGGGCUACAGGGACCUUUUAAUGAACUCUGGGGAAGAGUAUUAUGAUUUCUGAAGGUCUUUAAAACUGCCAGACCAUUUUGAAACCAAUUUAUAACUGAAUUUAAAGUUUUUAAGUACACUGUUUUAAAGGGAAUAUCCCAGAGGGGGAUCAUGACCUCCCCUUCUGUUUUUUAAUCCUUGCAUUUUUGUAUUUCUCUGUUUGUCCCUUGCUGUUCCCAGGUGUUGGGUUCUCCUAGAAUCCCAUUCCCCAAAACAAGUGGGUGAUUUUGACCCGGGGGUCCUGAACCCUGCAACCUAGGGUUCAUUUUAGUCUUGUACACGUGCUCGUUCUUCACUAGUAUAGUUUGGUGGGUGGGGAAGAAUACUCCUGGAGUAUCUACUGCUCAAAACUGUCACGCUGUUUUUCUAGCUUAACCACCAGCUACCAAGUGUUGGGCUCCACACCACACUCCAAGGAACGUUCAGGGAAUCCCCUGGUAGCUCGUGCUUGUGUUGUCAGAGGGGUUGUAUGCCAUUAUGCUGACUGCAUUCAUUUCAGUGCCUGCCAGUGACUGAUGCGUCAGCUGGACUGUAGUCCUGAACCAGCCUCCCCAGAGAAAUGAUGAAUUCUGAAGUUGUUCUUUCACCAGAGAAAACUUUAGUGGGUGCUGGAUCAGGUCCUUCAUGUCUUGAAAGCUUCAUAAAGAGAUCUGUCUCUUCUAUUCCCCAGGUUUUUCAACUAAUAUUUUUUUUUCAGGCACUUUUGCUUUAAUAAUGAGGUUAAUUUUAUUUAUUAUUGGAAAACUUGUCAUUUUUUGUGGAGUAGAUUUUGGAGGUUUUCUCUGUUGGUUGGUUGCUUUUUUAGGAGGGUUGGUACAAGAGGAAGUAGAUAAAUGUAAUCUUUUGACUUGCUUUCCUUGUAUACCAAACUACAUUUUUUUUUGGUAAAAUAUACACUAGGUACAUAAAGAGUGGACCUCACUCUUGCAGCUGGAAGUCAAAGGUUACAAUCAAGUUUUACGGAGCUCAGGACAAAGCCCAUCAGCUCUGAGUAUACACUCCAAACCUCUGAGCACUACCACAGCUGAUUACCUUGUUCGCUCUCCUUGGCGGUGUUUUUAGACCAGAAAUUGUGAGCACAAACCCAUCCUGCAGCUUUAAGUUGUCCUUUGGAACUUGAUAAGACAAAGGGGAUGCCUGUGAAUAAUUGCCAUCCUUACUUAAGUAGCCUGGAUUGCUCUGAAAUAAUUUGGACAACUUUGUAUGGCCAGGAGGCUGCUUCAGGGCAGGGGUACCGUUUCUUGUGUUCCAGUAACGUUUUACGUUAAUUUUUAGAAGAUAUUGUGAAUGUCCUCAGAUAUUCAGGGCUGUGAACGAUUAUUUUGCCUUACUUCUGAUUUUGUGCUAAGCGUAACAAAGAUGGCAAGAAGCUAAAUAACAUCAGAUGUUUGUGGAUAAUCACUGGUAGAGCAGACUUGGAGAAAGCACUCUGCUUCGACAAUUAAAAGGGUGUUUGAAGAUUGGAAGCACUGUUCCACUAACGCACACAUGGAGCAUACACUCCUCAUUACUGCAUAACUUUACUGUGUCUGCUUGUGCUUUGUGUGUUUGUUUUUUUUUAAUGCCAAGCUGGUUGGCUUUGCCUUUAUAUGUAUAUAUAUACAUAUAUAUAUAUAUAAACUUGUUUUUUACAUGCAGUAUCUAGAAUAGUGUUUUGUAAGAUACAUAAAGGGCUAAAUGUGGUAAAUUAAUAUAUAUUUUAAGAUGAUUUCUUUAUUCCAGUACUACUUCCACUGAAACCCCAAAAUCUCAAUUGUUCUUGUUUUGUACAGAAGCCUGUUCAAAGACAAACCCAGAGAAAGGCUUUUUACAUAACUCCUUUUCUUCCUCUCCAGUCUUGAAUGGUAUUCUUGUUCUUUUCAAAGAACGAGGUUUCAGUAACUAAGAUAAUUUAUUUUAAUUUCUAUACAUACUUCACCAUUUCCAUUUGCUUUUCAGUGCUUGAGAGCAUUCAGCUUGGCACUAGGUAUUUUUCCUCACUAAUACUUCCUUCUAAUUAAAGACUGUGAUAAAGACUGGAGUGGAACAAUUACAAUCUUGUUCUGCAAACCCUCUUUUGCUUAGUACUGGAGUAGUCUUAUUGCAAACAUUAACCCCUGUGUAAGAUUUUUGCAUACAAGGCUGUAAGUUUGUAACUAAUUUUUGAUUUAUGAACAUUAAUUAUUACCUAAUGUUACAUACUCAACUCGCCCUAGACGUGUGUACUGAUUUUGUUUAAAGAUUGUGAAUAUAUACCCAUCUGAAGAAUUAGUGCAAAUAAACAUUUUGUCUUGGGAAUCA